Molecule: messenger RNA, 7183 nt
Organism: Hemicordylus capensis (graceful crag lizard)
Lineage: Eukaryota; Metazoa; Chordata; Lepidosauria; Squamata; Cordylidae
Gene: MAP3K1
Product: mitogen-activated protein kinase kinase kinase 1
Exons: 20
Coding region: 72-4661 (1529 amino acids)
Biological process (GO): protein phosphorylation
Cellular component (GO): cytoplasm
Molecular function (GO): protein serine/threonine kinase activity; ATP binding; zinc ion binding
Source: RefSeq, a predicted model, not a curated record
UCUCUCUUCUCCCAUCAGAGCCCGGUGCGGCUGACGGCGAGUGUGGGAGGCGAUGUGACCUGCCAGAGAAAAUGGCGGCGGCAGGAGGACCAGCGGCGGCGAAUCGCAUGUCCUCCUCGGUGGGAUUAUCGUCGGGGAACGAAGCCGCCGCCACCGCCGCCUCCUCCUCGGGGUCGUCCGCUGCAGCCGCCCGGAGCCCGAAGCCUGUGAGGAGCGGCGGCGGCACCGGCAGCGCUGGAAGCGGCGGCGGCGGCGUUGCUGGAGGACUCCCGACGAGAGACUCGGCAGGCAACUGCAGGGAGCCGCGCUCCGACUGGAGGCGGAAGCAGCUGCGCAAAGUGCGGAGCGUGGAGCUGGACGGGCUGCCGGAGCCCGCCGAAUGUCCGGCGCUGCCUCUCUGCCUCUCGGGGGCUGCCGCCGCCGCCGCCUCCUCCUUGGCCGUCCAGCCUGCGCCUCCGGCGCCGCGCUCCACCCCCGGCAGCCCCGCGGCGUCCCCCAGCCGCUGCUUCCUCGCCGCCGGCUCCCAGGACCAGCCGCCGGACGCCGGGAGCCAGACUGUAGGAGCGGGCACCGCCGAGAGGACCGCGGAGCCGCCGCCGCCGCCGCCCCCUUCAGCCCCAACCGGUCGUGACAUGGAGAAUAAAGAAACCCUCAGGGGGUUGCAGAAAAUGGAUGACCGCCCAGAAGAGCGCAUGAUCAGGGAGAAACUCAAGGCAACGUGUAUGCCUGCCUGGAAACAUGAAUGGCUUGAAAGGAGGAGUAGGAGAGGCCCUGUGGUGGUAAAACCAAUACCAAUAAAAGGAGAUGGCUGUGAAGCAAACAAACAACCGUCAGAACCUCCUCCUGAAGGACAAACAAGUGCUACUUCACCUACUCAAAAGGGAAGACGGAGCCCUUCUCCUAGCAGUUCCUCCUUCUCUUCUUCUAGGACUGCUAAAUCUGAAUCACCUGGUGUGAGAAGGAAGAGGGUAUCUCCUGUGCCUUUUCAGAGUGGGCGAAUAACACCACCCCGAAGAGCUCCAUCUCCAGACGGCUUCUCACCAUAUAGUCCUGAGGAAACAAGUCGGCGGGUCAACAAAGUCAUGAGAGCCAGAUUAUACCUCUUACAGCAGAUAGGACCCAAUUCCUUCUUGAUAGGAGGAGACAGUCCAGAUAAUAAAUAUAGGGUAUUCAUUGGCCCUCAGACCUGCAGCUGUGGGCGUGGAACAUUUUGCAUUCAUCUGCUGUUUGUUAUGCUGCGAGUGUUUCAACUUGAAUCUUCAGAUCCGAUGCUCUGGCGAAAGACCUUGAAGAACUUUGAGGUUGAGAGUUUGUUCCAGAAAUAUCACAGUAGGCGUAGCUCAAGGAUCAAAGCCCCAUCUCGUAACACCAUCCAGAAGUUUGUCUCACGCAUGUCAAAUUCUCAUACAUUGUCAUCCUCUAGUACGUCUACAUCUAGUUCAGAAAACAGUAUCAAGGAUGAAGAAGAACAGAUGUGCCCCAUUUGCUUGCUAGGAAUGUUGGAUGAAGAGAGCUUGACUGUCUGUGAAGAUGGCUGCCGAAAUAAACUUCACCAUCACUGCAUGUCCAUAUGGGCAGAGGAAUGCAGAAGAAACAGGGAGCCUCUUAUAUGUCCGCUUUGUAGAUCUAAAUGGAGAUCUCAUGAUUUCUAUAGUCAUGAGUUGUCAAGCCCUGUUGAUUCUCCUUCUGUUCUUCGUGUGGUCCAGCAGCAAACUCCGCAAGCUACAACUGGUUCCCCAAGAAGGAAUCAAGAUAGUAACUUUAACCUUACUCAUUACGGGGUUCAGCAAAUUCCUUCUGCCUAUAAGGACUUAGCUGAGCCAUGGAUUCAGGUAUUUGGAAUAGAAUUAGUCGGCUGCUUGUUUUCUCGAAACUGGAAUAUACGUGAGAUGGCCCUUAGACGUCUUUCCCAUGAUGUUAGUGGUGCUUUGUUGUUGGCUAAUGGUGAAAGCACUGGAAAUUCUGGAAGCAACAGUGGAAACGCCACAAGUGCUGGAAAUCUAGGAGCAGCUAGUGGGUCAUCACAGACCAGUAUUUCAGGCGACGUUGUUGUGGAGUCCUGCUGUAGUGUACUUUCCAUGGUCUGUGCUGACCCUGUCUACAAAGUGUAUGUUGCUGCUUUAAAAACAUUAAGAGCCAUGCUGGUAUAUACACCCUGUCACAGCCUUGCAGAGAGAACAAAAUUGCAACAACUUCUAAAGCCAGUUGUAGAGACUAUAUUGGUGAAAUGUGCAGAUGCCAACAGCCGCACAAGCCAACUUUCAGUUUCAACCCUCCUGGAGAUGUGCAAGGGGCAGGCAGGAGAGCUGGCAGUUGGCAGAGAAAUACUUAAAUCUGGGUCCAUUGGCAUUGGUGGUAUUGAUUUCGUCUUAAAUUGCAUUCUUGGAACACAACCUGAAUCAAACAAUUGGCAAGCACUGCUUGGACGUCUUUGUCUUAUAGACAGACUGCUGUUGGAGUUUCCUGGUGAAUUUUAUCCCCACAUUGUCAGUGGAGAUGUAUUACAGGCAGACACUGUAGUAGACAGGUAUAAAAAGCUGCUGUUGCUGUUGAGCUUUGCUCUGCAGUCCAUUGACAACUCCCACUCAAUGGUUGGCAAAUUGUCACGGAGGGUGUUCUUAAGUGCUGCCAGAAUGGUUGCAAGAGUGCCCCAUGUGUUUGUAAAACUAUUAGAAAUGUUAAGUAUGACAAGCUCAACACAUCACACAAGAAUGCGUCGGCGGCUGAUGGCUAUAGCGGAUGAAAUGGAAAUUGCGGACGCCAUCCAGCUAGGUAUGGAGGAGAUUCAUUCCACUGAAUGCAGGCUUGACUUUGCACAGCCUCUGGUUCCUGAUAACUCUCCAGAGUCAACAGAGAGCAAUACUCCCAAUGACACAAUCCAGUUAUCAGGGAAAAAUGGGAAAAGUUUGGGUGAUAAAAAACUAAGUGCCAGUCCGGAGGACAUUUCUGAGACGGUGGCUGGUAUUUCCUUAGGACUUCCUGCUUCUUCAGGAACUAUGGAGCAACCAAAGCCAGCCAUUCAAACAAAAGGUAGACCCCAUAGUCAGUGUUUGAACUCAUCUCUCUCAUCCUGUCAUGCUCAGUCAGUAUUCCCAACUCUGCCUUCUCCCACUACUCCAUCUGUAACAUCAGGAUCUGAUGUUUCUAAACUCAGACCUCAGGGAUUUGUUCCCUGCAAAAUACCCUCUGCUUCUCCUCAAACGCAACGAAAACUUUCUCUCCAGAUUCAAAGAAGCUGUGCUGAACAUAAAGAAUCGGAAAAACUUUCCCCAGUCUUUACACAGGCCAGGCCUAUGCCAUUCAGUCAUAUACACCGGCCAAAGCCAUCUCGACCUACUCCAUGUGACACAAGCAAGCAGGGAGAAACCUCCAAAAAUAGCAUGACACUUAAUUUAAAUGAUAUAUCACAGUGUGAUAGUAGUAGUACUGCAGUAAUACCAAGUGAAGAGACUGUUUUCACCCCAGUAGAAGAGAAACGUGGUCAACUGGAUAUUAAUACAGAGCUCAAUUCUAGUAUGGAGGAUUUACUUGAGGCAUCUAUGCCAACGAGUGAUGGAACAGUCACGUUCAAGUCUGAAGUGGCAGUUCUGUCUCCGGAACGAGCAGAAAAUGACAACACAUACAAAGAUGAUGUAAAUCAUAAUCGGAAAUGUAAGGAAAAGAUGGAAGCUGAAGAGGAGGAAGCUUUAGCUAUUGCCAUGGCAAUGUCGGCAUCUCAAGACGCUCUUCCAAUAGUUCCUCAACUGCAGGUUGAAAAUUGUGAAGAUAUCAUCAUAAUUCAGCAGGAUACACCAGAGACCCUGCCUGGGCAUACCAAAGCAAAGCACCAUUACAGGGAAGAUAUGGAAUGGCUUAAAGGUCAACAGAUUGGCCUUGGUGCCUUUUCUUCAUGUUAUCAAGCUCAGGAUGUUGGAACUGGAACAUUAAUGGCAGUGAAACAGGUGACAUAUGUCAGGAAUACAUCAUCUGAACAGGAAGAGGUGGUAGAGGCUCUGAGGGAGGAGAUAAGGAUGAUGAGUCAUCUGAAUCACCCUAAUAUCAUUCGAAUGUUGGGUGCUACGUGUGAAAAAAGCAACUACAAUCUCUUUAUAGAAUGGAUGGCAGGGGGAUCCGUUGCUCAUUUGUUAAGCAAAUAUGGAGCCUUUAAAGAGUCUGUGGUUACAAACUACAUAGAACAGUUGCUUCGUGGCCUUGCUUAUCUGCAUGAGAAUCAGAUCAUUCACAGAGAUGUCAAAGGUGCUAAUUUGCUGAUUGACAGCACAGGCCAUAGAUUAAGAAUUGCUGAUUUUGGAGCUGCAGCAAGAUUGGCAUCUAAAGGAACUGGUGCUGGAGAGUUUCAAGGACAGUUGUUGGGGACCAUUGCAUUUAUGGCACCUGAGGUGUUGAGAGGCCAACAAUAUGGUAGGAGCUGUGAUGUGUGGAGUGUUGGUUGUGCUGUUAUAGAAAUGGCUUGUGCUAAACCCCCCUGGAACGCAGAGAAACAUUCCAAUCACCUUGCUUUGAUUUUUAAGAUUGCCAGUGCAACUACAGCUCCAUCAAUCCCGCCACAUCUGUCUCCAGGCUUAAGGGAUGUGGCGCUUCGGUGUUUGGAGCUUCAACCUCAGGACAGACCCCCAGCGAGGGAGCUGCUGAAACACCCUGUCUUCCGCACUACGUGGUAGUUAGCUAUGUGAACGUGGGGAUACACUGAACGUGAUGCUACUGAAUCUAGAACAGUGCUGGUCUUCCUGUGCAGUUUUGCACGGCAGUAUGUAUUAACUGCUCUGCUGGCCUUAAUUAUACAUUUUGAGGACACGAGGCCAGCAGAGGGCCUGUACUUAAGUAUGUGACUGACAAAUCGCAAUCUUUACCUAAGCUCAGUAUGCAACAUUUCACAGAUCAUGCAGAAAUAUGUAAACUGUGCCUUUCUUAAAGAUCUGGCUCUUGGUGAACAGGAAAGCAAUUGCUCUUUUAAAUCUGCAUGAUUUUUCAGUGGAAGAAGUGAUGAUUUUAUUUUAUUUUGGAGCACUUUUUCAGCAAUAUUAGCAGCUGAGGGGCUCAGAAGCCAUUUUUAAAAACUGCAAUCACUGUUCCAUUUCACACCAUGCAAAUGUCCGCAGUAUGAGCUCUGCAACCCAGUUUAACUUGUUUUCAUCACUGGUCAUAAAAAAAAAAAAGUUCAGUGUCUGUGCAUUAUGAUUUCACGAAGCUUGUUCUUGAGUGGAGAAAGAAAUGUUGGAUAGUUUUGAAACCACAUUUUGCCUUCCUAAGAGUCACUGUACAUGGCAGUUGUGGUUCACUGUGCAUUUACUGCUAGCCUUGUAACUUCCCUUUGGAAGCUAUGGUUCUGUGCUUUCAUUUUAUCCUUUGUUUCUUAUUCAGGGAAAAAAUGAUCUUUUAAAAACAUACCCAGAAUAGCUAGAACUAGGUUCAAGCUAAAUAUUGCUGGAUGGCUUCUUGGUGUACAAGACUGUGAUACAGACUGAAAUCUGGAAUAAAGUGCUGUCCUCAAGUCAGUGUUUCAGACAAGAUACUGGACAGGGAAAUAUGUAAUUGUUUUGAAGAACAGAACUUGUAACCAAGGGUCAAAUUAAUGGUUAGGUUUUGGAGCCUCUGUCAUGUAAACAUUCUCUUGGUAAAGUGAUGUAGAAAAGUUUUGUGUCAAGCCUGCUGCCACCCAGCUCCCAUUUUAGUCAGCUUUUAAUGGGAGCUGAAGCUUUAAAUCAUUCUUUACUCUCAAUUUAGCACUGCAUUCAUGUCCACUGUUGAUAUGUUUUGCCUGCUGUUUUCCUUCUGCCAUACAUCUAUCUGUUUACAGUUGCAAAUGCUAAUUAUGUAAUUGGGUGAUUUUUUUUUCUUUUUCUUUUAAAAAAACCCUAAUUUUAAAAUAAAUUUUACAGAAAAAUGAACUUGGGGUGGGGGACAGACCUCCUCAAACAUAAUGUGAAGAAAUGCUUCACCAGGAGUGCAAAACUACUUUUUAGCAUAUAUGUCUUUUAAUUGUUUUAUGAUGGUUUUAAGGACAGAUCUUUAGAUUCUGAUGCAUGGAAUAUUGAAGGAAAAUGGCAGCUGUUCUUUUGCUUUUUGAGUCAUUUUGAGAUAAAUUACUGAUUGUGUUUAAUCAACUUUGUUAAAUAACUGUUCAAGUUUUAACUCUUCAGAAGCCAGUUGAAUUAUUGACCGGAAAUUGGUUAUACUCAAAGACUCAGGACAAACUAAAUAAGCUAUAGUACUGUACAUUAUUAACAAUGUACAACUUGCAAAUUGGAAGCAAAACAAGUGAAAAGUUUACAGCAAUGAUCAUGCUAGCAUUAACUAAAAGCAAUGUCAUUAAAUGUGGAUGUGUAUUUCUUCUUGAAAUACUAUAUUCCUUUGCUUUUUGAAGAUUGGCAGACUUUGAAGAGUUAAAAUCGAAAUGUGAAGUUUGGUAGCUCUGUUUUUGUAUUUGACUUCUGUUUCUUGACAGUUUAGAAUUCUUCAUUAUUCUAAUCAGAUCAUUUCCAAGUCUCUCUUGUGUGCAAGCUUUAAAGGAUGCACUCUUGCCAAUUCAUGUACUGGAAAAUCAGUUGUCAGAUUAAUGCAUUUCUGACAAAAAUGUCAAUUGUAUAAACUGAUGAACCUCAGCUAAUCAGUAUUACCUUUUUAGAUCACCAUGUCUACCACAAAUCAAACUCAAACUGCCUCUAGGUGUCUAAAUGCAUCGUUUGAGUUUGUUUGCAUUUCCCUCAGCUUGCUGGUAAUUGUGGUGUUUUUUUUUAAUGCAGAUGUGAUGUAAUCUUAUUUUCUUUGGAUCAAAGCUGGACUGAAAAUUGUAUUGUGUAAUUAUUUUUGUGUUCUUAAUGUUAUUUGGUACCUAAGUUGUAAAUAACGUCUACUGCUGUUUAUUCCAGUUUCUACUACCUCAGGUGUCCUAUAGAUUUUCUUCUACCAAAGUUCACUUUCACAUUGAAAUUAUAUUUGCUAUGUGACUGAUUCCUAAGACUUCCAGGGCUUAAGGGCUAACUUCUAUUAGCACCUUACUGUGCAAGUAAAUUUUAAAGAUCUCUGGGUUAAGAAAAUUUGGCUUCAUUAUAUCCUUUGUUAUUUUAAAUAUAUCAAGAUAUUUUAAUUAAAAGUUUUUACCCCGUUGAACCAAUUUUAUAGUAUAAUUUGUACCUAUUUUGGUGGUUUUGUCUUUAUAGUAAAUAAAAGAUUUUGGACAAAA